Ylistrum balloti is the source of this 4852-nucleotide messenger RNA. RefSeq lists its product as uncharacterized. The record is from RefSeq and is a predicted model, not a curated record. The transcript is spliced from 3 exons. The coding region runs from base 101 to 1201 and encodes 366 amino acids. NCBI's taxonomy places the organism in Eukaryota, Metazoa, Mollusca, Bivalvia, Pectinida, Pectinidae.
CAUAUCUGUAGUAGAAGAAGUAAGAAGUAGAGGCUCUUUUCGUUCGCGGGCACACAUGAAACAUCAUGCUGACGUUACUGCCAUGACUCAAUGAUCAGAGAUGAUGUUCAAAACAAGAUGGCGGGCGAGCACCCUAUGUCUGUUGGCUGUUGUCACGAUUGUUGUCAUACUGCUGUUGAACACCUUGGACUUUCCGUUCAGCCAACUAGACAAGGGAUUCAGGCUCGAACGAGACCCAAUCCCAUCUUCCUCCGUAUCGGUCCCAGUGAUCAUUCCGGAAGUUGAAGUUUACACAUUCCAGGAAGUGACGUCAUGGACACGUGAAACAAAUAUUUGUGCUUCCAUUGAUAAUCAAAUCUACCAUGGAGAUUUUUUCCGUGUUCCUUUGGAAUCUCAAGUUGGAAGUUUAUCUGUAUUUAUCCAUAACCCGACAAAAGAUGGACUUUCCGGGAAAAUUUACAAAGAACGAAGAUGGGAGCCUAAUAUUCUAAACGUUAUACUGUUAUUCCUUAGGACCGAUGACGACACAAACUUCAUUGAUAUCGGAGCAAAUAUUGGACUACAUGGUCUACAAAUCGCAAAAUAUGGACGCAAAGUCUUGGCUUUAGAAGCCAGUAAGCAUAAUGUCCAGCAUAUAUGUGCCUCUACUCACUAUGGACGUUUCCAUGACUACGUAAAAGUUGUAUAUAAUGCCGCAGGAAAGAAUCACGAAACAUCUAACAUUAUCCUCGGAGGCUGGGGAGAUUUGGCAGGGAAUUUCGUGAACAUAUCAAAUACAAGAAAACAAAAGUUCAAAACAGACGGGAAAUUUGCUUACAAGGACACUACUGUCUCAGUACCAACUGUCACGCUUGAUGAUCUGCUAUCUUGGCAACAUUUUGAAAUUUACAAAAAAUCAUUCAUCAAAAUGGACGUUGAAGGUUCGGAACAUCUUGUGAUGGAAGGGGCCAAACGAUUUAUGCAAAAUUCAAAUAUCAAAGGGAUUAUAAUGGAAUGGAAAUGGCAUAAAGGUCAAAGUUCAGCUGAAACUAUACUCGAUAUCAUGAAAUCAUGUAAAUUCCAACCAUUUGACUUUUCAAACACAAAAAUCACACGGAAGAAAUUCUUUUCACAGGACAAUCUUACAAAACUGUUUCGAAGUUUGAACCCUAAUGAAUCCAGCUCGUGGCCUGCUAAUGUGCUCUGGGCACCUAUGUCAUAAUUAAAAGUACGUACGUGAGGGUCUUUUGGGGUCAAAACGUCAGGUACAAAAUCAAUAUAUAUAUAAUCAAAUGAAUUGAUGCUUUUCAUGCGAGAAAAGCCGCGUUUUUUAACUUUCCGGAAAAGAGUUCUGCAGCAGUUGAAUUGAUUAUGAUAUAAAAUGUCCCUUUUUCCAUUUACUUCCUGUUGCCAAGUUUAUAAGUAAAUCAUACACCAUCAUACCACAAACUGUUUAGUAAAUGUACCGGUUUCCUAGAUGUGUAGCUUUGUGUCAGUGUAUACGUGUGUUACACAAGUGUUGACUUGUGAUACAAGUGUGUAUAUUUAUAACAAAUGUAAUGUGUUAAAAAUGUGUCGCGUGCUGAAAGUGCGUAAUGUGUUACAAAUGUGUCCCGUGCUGAAAGUGCGUAAUGUGUUACGAAUGUGUACCUGUGUUGAAAGUGCGUAAUGUGUUACGAAUGUGUACCUAUGUUGAAAGUGUGUAAUGUGUUACAAAUGUGUCCCGUGCUGAAAGUGCAUAAUGUGUUACGAAUGUGUACCUGAGCUGAAAGUGUGUAAUUUGUUACAUAUGUGUCCUGUGUUGAAAGUAUGCAAUGUGUUACAAAUGUGUACCUGUGCUGAAAGUGUAUAAUGUGUUACUUAUGUGUCCUGUGUUGAAAGUAUGCAAUGUGUUACAAAUGUGUACCUGUGCUGAAAAUGUAUAAUGUGUUACAUAUGUGUCCUGUGUUGAAAGUAUGUAAUGUGUUACAAAUGUGUACCUGUGCUGAAAGUGUAUAAUGUGUUACAAAUGUGUCCCGUGCUGAAAGCGCAUAAUGUGUUACAGAUGUGUACCUGUGCUGAAAGUGUGUGCAGUGUUACAACUACGUAUUUGUGCUUUAAGUGUGUAAUAUGUUACAAGUGUAUAAAAUCUUUUGAAGAAGUGCGUGACUGUUUUACAGAUACAGAUACAUGUUUUUAAUGAAAGACACUGGUAGUUGAUUAGCAUACCUAUUACAUUUUAAAAUUGUCAGGAAUUUGAGUACUUUAAGAUAUAGACGUAAUUAUUACAAUGUACAAUCACAAAAAAUACUUGUGUAACAAGUACAAAUAUGUGUGUUUUAUUCUUCUUCGUUGUUUUGUAUUCAAGUUUCAGUUAUAACUGUUAAAAAUGUAUAUAAAAUUACAGCUGUGUGUACAUAAAUUGUGUAUUUUUUUAUCAUUAUAUACAUAAGGAUAUUGAUACCUAACUUUAAUAUUUCUAUCAAGUAUGCAUGUAUAAGAAAUGUUAUUGUAUACGUACUUGAUUGAGUUUACUGAUUUGGUAAUAUAGUACUAAGGAAGAAAUGUUUUUAUAUUUCACGCGUACGUCGCGGUUCUACUGUGAUUGGCUGUCAGUCAUUUUUAUUUUAAUUGUGACGUCACUACAUCAUGACGUCAAAGAUUCAUGAAACCGUACACAUGCUCAAAUAUAUUUUGUGCUUAUGCAAAAAUCAUUUAUGGUUUUAAUUUGAUAUCUGAAUGUUUUUUAAUGAUUUGAAGAAAUUUCUGAAAGACAUCCAGAGUGAGGUAUUGUUUUAUUGAAUUAAGCUUUGGUUUUUGACUGAUAUUUCAAGACGUAAACAAAAUUAGAGAAAGUUGGAUGGAGCUCAAACUUCACGCUUGAGCCAAUGAAGAGAUGAGAUGGCCGAUUUCAAAUUCGAGUCGAUAUGAAGAAAUGUUCCUUUCACGAGUAUCAAACCAAAGGGCUGCAAUCAUUAACUCGAAAGGAUUGUUCUCGCAAGUUUGUGGUAGAUUGAAGACCGAAUAAUUCUACACAUGCAUUGUGACCACGAUAAAAAAAUCCUUGACAAGGAUAUCAGAAAUUAAACAGCUGUACAUAACUAACAUAUUUCUAAUAGCUCUGAUAUAAAAUCAGACGAAUUUUUGUGCUUUCCCUAUACAUUACUUUUCUAAUUUAUCAAAAAAAAAAACGAAUACUCGCUUUUAAAAUGAGACUAUGUGUGUAAGGUUGGUUACCUUUUAUAUGGUGUUUUGAUAUUUGUGGAGUUUGUUCUGUGUACUCAGUUCUAUCGACAAUCAAUCAUUCACUCUGUAUUACCUGUCAAAUGUGUGGUCAUUUUUGAACAAUUUACUUUUUACACGAAGAUUUUGGAAAACAUUCCACCGACAUAUCCGGGUUUUUAAUCAAUAAACAGUUUUAAAUCUGCUGAUGAACAAUAUACAGACUGAUGUAAGUGAUUCAGUAUGGCCAUUGUUCCGCAUCAUUACAUGCUCUCAAUUAUUCAUUUUGUUACAGCAGUGUUUAUCAAUUUACUUAUAUAUAAACUGGCUUUUGGGUUGAUCCCGUGCGUUUACAAAAUAUCAAUCUAUUUUCUAUCCGGAUAAAGCCGAUUUCACCUGAUACGUUUAUGUCGGACAUAACAUAUUCGCUCAUAAUUUUACCUAUGCUUGCAUUUAACUUCUUAUUACCAGUGCUUGCUAUAUUUUUGUUUACAUUAAAAAAGAGCCCCUACCGACGUUUAUAUCUGCAGGCUCCUGGUCAGAUAUCAACUGUGCAUUGUUCGUCAUUGAAACAAUUUUAUUAGCAAUGCAUGGUCAAAGGGAAACAACUCUUGUUUUUAAUGAACUUCCGUUAUGUUAUAUUAUAUUGUCAGUCCCAAUAUUCACACCUAUUCAAGAAAUCCUUUGUUGAUAUUGACGUGAACAAUCUGAUAAAGUAUAUAACAAAUGAAAUUAUUCAAUGUAUGUGACAUUUUCUGUUCUAUAUAUUUGUUAUUGGAUACAAGAAUCUUUCAAUUAAAAGAAAUUGUUUUUGAGAACAUCUCUUACAACAUUUUCUUCAUUUUGUUUUUUUCGAUCCAAAUGACGUUUUUUUUUUCAUUUUUCAAAAUCUUGUUUGAUGGCCUCAUCAAGUAUUUCGGAGUAUAGGUACAAGCUACACCAUAUUGUACCAGAGUCCAAAUUCUAUCAGAGUGCAUUUCUGUACUCUAUACACCACGUUGUAUAGCACCGUGACGGUAAAGAACAUACAUUUAUUUUGUAGAUUGACCCAAAUUAUGUGCAAUAUAUUUCACGAACUUAUUAUUGUGCUUGUAUUUUGAUUGCACAACGAUUUUGUCUGAAGAGUUUUCAUUGGACAGUUAUGUUUUUAAAGACUUUUUCAUUGGAUUUUUUAAUUUUCAUUUCGUGAUAAUUUCUACUGUUAAAGAGUAUUAAUUAGGCCAAGAUUUCAUUUUUAACGCUGAAUUUAUGCACAAUACAAUGUUUUUCUCUAAACUUACAUAAAAUGAAUAAAAACAUUAUUUAUGAAAAAUGCAUUGAUCUUUUUUUCCUUUCACAUUAAAAAAAAAUUUCACCAUCUUUGUGUCGGUACCAGAAUUAGAAUUAGCCUUUGCAUUUAGGCAAAUUGGUUUAGAGAGAUAUCGUUCAUUUCCGUGUUCAAUCGCACCUGGGUGUAUUGCAGACCAAACACAUUUUGCUAGAUAUCCAUCUUUACAAUAAAUACAUUAUUUGUUUCAUUGGUGUGUGUCGCAACCUACAUGCCACGUCUUAAUUAUUUUGAAUAGUGUAACUGUUCUGAAUAUUUACAUGUACUUGACAAUCUUUUAAAAUUAUGGAAUAUGUGAAAAUUACGAUGUUUAUUGAACUAUAGAAUUAAAAUACCUUCCCGCAU